UCGCCUGCAGCGGAAGAUGGUGAACAUCAAAGACUUGCCUAGCGACAUCGUCCUGGAACUGCUGUCUCGGGUCCCCGGGAGGGAUCUGGUCCUCAACUGCCGGCUGGUUUGCUUGCAGUGGCGAGACCUGGUGGACCUGCCCACGCUGUGGAAACGCAAGUGCUUACAGGAGGGCUUUGACCCUGAAACGCCAGACAGGAGCAUCUCCAACUGGAAGAUCUACUACUUCCUCUGUAUCAUGAAGAGGAAUUUAAUCCAGAACCCCUGCGGUGAAGACGGCUUCAACUUCUGGGAAAUCGAGGCACACGAAGGAGACAAGUGGCGGAUCGAAGAGCUGCCCGGAGCUCGGAGAAGGGACUUUCCCCACCACCCCGUCCCAAAAUAUUUUGUCACGUCUCAAGGGCCCUGCACGAAGCACCAGCUCAUCAACCUGAAGAAGGAGGGCUACUGGGACGAGCUGAUGGACAAGACCAAACCGGAUAUCGUGGUGAAGGAUUGGUAUGCCGCCAGGUAUGAUUGCGGCUGUCGAUAACUGAACGUCAAGCUUCUCUCAGUAGACCGCAGGAUUCUGGCAGAGUUUGACCCUGACAGAGUGUUGAUAGAGCAGUGGAGUGAUGCAGAAUGGCAUGAGAUUAAACACACUUUCCACAGCUACCCUUCUGGCGUCCGCUACAUCAGUUUUCAACACGGGGGCCAAAACACUCAGUUCUGGGCUGGCUGGUAUGGUGUCCACAUAACCAACAGCGGUGUCACCCUUGCCCCAGAGGUGGCCUUCUGAGGAGGGGAAGAGACAGCACCUUGCUGAGGCAGUGAGUGGCUUUGGAUCGAAUCCCCCCAGACAGCAAUUUUUUAAUCUCUUGUAAUCUCUCCAGUCUUCUUAAUCUCCUUUCCGUUUGCACUCCGGUUGCCUGUGUGGUUUUGGAUACCCUCUCCUUUCUCCAGAGUGGUCAGUUUGCACCCUGCAAUCUCCCUCAGAACAUCUGCUGGCUCUUAAACCCAACAGAUGCUUAAGUUUUGGGGGUUGUGGUGUGAAUCUAAGGAGGGAGAGAGGGGGGCCACCAGGCUGGUUUCUCAGUGGGAAGUGACAAAGACUAAACAUCACCUAAAUAAAGCAGGAGUCAAGUUGUACCUUUAA
This is a messenger RNA of Heteronotia binoei (common prickly gecko), 1135 nucleotides long. Its product is annotated as F-box only protein 6-like. Gene Ontology annotation, molecular function: ubiquitin protein ligase activity; protein binding. Gene Ontology annotation, biological process: SCF-dependent proteasomal ubiquitin-dependent protein catabolic process; glycoprotein catabolic process. Gene Ontology annotation, cellular component: SCF ubiquitin ligase complex; cytoplasm. The record is from RefSeq and is a predicted model, not a curated record. NCBI's taxonomy places the organism in Eukaryota, Metazoa, Chordata, Lepidosauria, Squamata, Gekkonidae.